Sparassis crispa is the source of this 432-nucleotide messenger RNA. RefSeq lists its product as hypothetical. NCBI's taxonomy places the organism in Eukaryota, Fungi, Basidiomycota, Agaricomycetes, Polyporales, Sparassidaceae. The coding region runs from base 1 to 432 and encodes 143 amino acids. The transcript has a single exon. The record is from RefSeq and is a predicted model, not a curated record.
AUGCCCCCCUACAAGGUCUCCGCCCACAAGCUCAGCGUCUCGACCACCGCAUGUCACCACCAGGUAACAGUGGACAUGUGCCCAGAGCCGGUGUCAUACCAGCUACCACGGCGCUCCGACCGUGUGCUCACGACCCACAUCGUCGGGCUCCUGUGCAGCUGCGAUGACAUGAUGGGCCGGCUCACAUUCGAGUCGGCCCCAUUCAACACCUACCCCGGAAUGCUCGCACGAAUCCACUUUGCGCACCUGAACACACUCGAACUCACUCGCUGCACCGGCACCGGCCCCUGGCUGGACGUUCUCGAGCGGCUCGCCUUUCCGCAGCUCGUCCAGCUCUCGCUGAUUGGCAGCUAUGUGAACAUCAUCCGUCUCACUGAUGUCAUCACUGCAAGUGACCACAUCUGCCAUGACAUUGGCACCCUCCACCUCUAG